Molecule: messenger RNA, 990 nt
Organism: Pipistrellus nathusii (Nathusius's pipistrelle)
Lineage: Eukaryota; Metazoa; Chordata; Mammalia; Chiroptera; Vespertilionidae
Source: the annotation of a GenBank genome assembly
AUGAAGACUGCAGAGAGUGAGAUCCCCGAUGCUCACUUCUCUGUAGAUAAACAGAACAUCUCCCUCUGGCCCCGAGAGCCUCCUCCCAAGAUGGGUUCGUCUCCAGUUCUGAGGAAACUUUGCACAGUUCGUGCUGCCUUCGUCAUCCUGACACUGGUCCUUCUCACCUCUGUCGUGCUGCAGGCCGUUCUCUAUCCCUGGUUUAUGGGCACACUGUCAGAUGUAAAGACCAAUGGCCAGUUACUGAAAGGUCGUGUGGACAACAUCAGCACCCUGAGUUCUGAAAUUAAGAGGAAUAGAGUUGGCGUGAAGGCGACUGGCAUUCAGGUCCAGAUGGUGAAUGCUAGCCUGGAUCAUGUGCGCUCUCAGAUCCGGAGGCUGGAAACCGGUGUGAGGGCAGCCAAUGCACAGAUCCGGAUACUAACAACAAGUUGGGAGGAAGUCGACAGUUUAAAUGCCCAGAUCCCAGAAUUAAAAAGAGAUUUGGAUAAAGCCAGCGCAUUAAAUGUAAAGGUUCGAGGACUCCAGAGCAGUUUGGAGACCAUCAGCAAGUUACUCAAAAAGCAAAAUGACAUUCUACAGAUGGUUUCUCAAGGCUGGAAGUACUUCGAAGAGAACUUCUAUUACUUUUCUCAUGUCCCAAAGACCUGGUACAGCGCCCAACAGUUCUGUAAGUCCAGGAAUUCAGACCUGACCUCAGUGACCUCAGACAGUGAGCAGGAGUUUCUGUACAAGACGGCAGGCGGGAUUUUCUUCUGGAUUGGCCUGACCAAAGCAGGGAGUGAAGGGGAGUGGUACUGGGUGGAUAACUCUCCAUUCAACAAGGUCCAGAGUAUGAAGUUCUGGAGUCCAGGUGAGCCCAACAAUGCUAGGAACAAUGAACAUUGUGUCCAUUUAGAGGUGUCCUCACUUCAGUCAUGGAAUGAUGCCUCCUGUGACCAUCAGCUCCUUUUUAUCUGUAAACGUCAUUAUAUUCCAUCUGAACAAUGA